Molecule: messenger RNA, 1462 nt
Organism: Candidula unifasciata
Lineage: Eukaryota; Metazoa; Mollusca; Gastropoda; Stylommatophora; Geomitridae
Source: the annotation of a GenBank genome assembly
AUGAAUCGACAUCAGAUAUUAACAGGAGCUUGCAACGGUGGUGAUUGUUAUGCACUUGGAAGUGUUGAGGGAAUCAAUUUUGUGGCAUAUGCAUCUGGAAGUGACAUUGUGAUUCUGGCCAGUAACUUUGAGCGUGUAGUUACCAUACCUGGUGUGCUGAGGGGAAACAUCAAAGUGAGCUGUGUUGAUUGCUCAACAGACACAGGAAAGAUUGCUGCCAGUUUUGGACGAAAAAUACAUAUAUUUGAACCCACACCUUCUAACACAAGAAGUAGUCACAAAUUGGAUUAUCGCUGGUUUCCUACUGCUGAGCUGGAUGCUGACUGCUUUGUAAGAUGUCUCAGUUGGAAUGUAGAAGGUUCACGUCUGCUGACAGGAGGAGAAGUAAUUCAGAUCUGGGAGUUUGUAGUCAAUGCUCCAUUUGUACCAAGUGUUCCACCAAAAGUUCAGUUCCACUUGGGAGCUGCUGGGAUCGGGGAGGAUGAUGACCCGGCAACACACCGUCUGGUUCAGGCCAUUGCUGACCCUGACUACCUGAUAGACCAUCACUCAGAGACGGACCCAGGCCAGUGGGAAUGUGUGUGGAAAGUCAAGCCAGCAUCUCCAGUAACACACCUGAAAUUCUCACCUGACAGUUUUGUUUUUGCUUCUCUGGGUCAGAAUGAAAGACUUGUAAAAAUUUGGUAUGAAGAUCAAAAAGUAUCUCAAGGUCUCAUGCGGCAUGACAGUGUACUGAGCCCUAAGAAAAACUCCAUUCAUUAUUCAUUUGUGUAUAUUAGUCAUCCAAGAGCAGUGACAGGGUUCGAGUGGAGGCAGACAAGCAAGUACAUGCCAAGGGGUUCGGUGGCCAACAUGCUGGUGACCUGUUGCGAAGACAAUGUAUGUCGGAUCUUUGUUGAGACAAUCCUCCCAGAUGCUGGACUGCUUGAUCUGGAACAGUUUGAUCCAGCAGCGGCAUCCUCUGAAUCCAAAUAUCACACACAAAGGCACAAAAAAAGAUUUGUACAAAGAAUUAAAACUAUUCGACAAGCUAUACACAAACGUCGCAAACAUCCAAAAUCAGGUGCCGAUCACCUGAUGAAUGGCGAAUCUAUGCAGAACUCUACAAGCGUGCAUGAUUUUCACAAGUUUGCCAUCCAGCACAAUGGCGUCUCACCUGUGCUACAUUUUCAUUUGGCAUGCAGCAUAAACCCAGACACAGACAUCCCAUUACUGCCCAUUAUUGGCAACAAGGAGGAUGUGGAGAGCAACUUUAGACUUCACUGGCUCAACAACAAAGAUUUGGAGUUCACAAUUGAAGCAGAGAAACUGCUGCAGGAGUUGCACAACCGACUAGUGGCAGAUGAAGGUGUCUUGUUACAACAGUCCUCCACUCCAAACCAGGCUCUGAGCGAUGAUGAGAAUGACAAUAUGGAUGGUGAUGAUGAUGAUAAUGAUAAUGAUAAUGAUAAAGAUAAUGAAA